AGCCUCGGAUGCUGAACUACAUCUCCCAGCAUGCUGCGCGGCGAAAAAAGUGUGGGCCGAGGGGACUGUUUGAUUUGAAGCCGGCUGGGAUUUGUAGUUCCGAAUCCUCUGUGGGUUUGAAUAGUUUGGCUUUUGCUUUCAGAAUCUGGAAGUCGGGGCCUCAGCCCUCCUCUCCCUCAGGGAGCCAAGGGUCCCCAUUUCUGACACUCAGGAGUUCAAACCCCCAGCUCCCUCUUCCCUUAGACCUUAGAAUCCGUGUCCCCAGCCGCCUUCUGUCCCAGGAUCGCCUUCUUCAUCCUCAUACCUCUUCUUCCUCCGGGGACUAGGAGUCUGGGACGUCACACUCCAGCUAUGCUAAAGGAUGUAGGAGCCCAGCCCCUCAGCCGCUUCAUCCCUCGGGAACUCACCAGUCCUGGCCCUCAUUCAAGAACUAGGAGUUUGGGUCCCAAGCCUUCCCGCUGAACCUUGGAGUCCAUCCCCAGCCCCCUCUUUCACAGGUGCCUCCAUGGCCGGCUCUGAAGAGCUGGGGCUCCGGGAGGACACACUGAGGGUCCUAGCUGCCUUCCUCAGGCGGGGUGAGGCUGCCACAGGUCCCAUUACCCCACCCAGGAGCGCCACCCAGGAGGAGCCAGCAGACUUCCUGAGCCGCCUUCGAAGAUGUCUUCCCUGUCCCCUGGGGCGAGGAGCAGUUCCCCCGGAGUCCCCUCGGCCUUGCUCCCUGCCCCUCCGCCACUGCUAUGGUUCAGAGCCUGGCCCUGCUACUCCAGACUUCUAUGCCCUGGUGGCCGAGCGGCUGGAACAACUGGUCCAAGAGCAACUGAGAUCCCCACCUAGCCCAGAGUUGCAAGGCUCCCCGCCUACAGAGAAGGAAGCCCUGCUGCGGAGGCUGGUGGCCUUGCUGGAGGAGGAAGCAGAAGUCAUCAACCAGAAGCUCGCCUCGGACCCCGCCCUGCGCCGCAAGCUGGCCCGGCUCUCGGCUGGCUCCUUCGCCCGCCUGGUAGAGCUUUUCUCCAGCCGGGAGGGCAGCCCUGGCCCGGGCCGUGCCCGGCAGUCCUUGCCGUGUCCCGGUCCCCCGCCGCCCUCCCCGGAGCCCCUGGCCCGCCUGGCCCUGGCCAUGGAGCUGAGCCGACGCGUGGCAGGGCUGGGAGGCACCCUUGCUGGGCUCAGCGUGGAGCACGUGCACAGCUUCGCACCCUGGAUCCAGGCCCACGGGGGCUGGGCGGGCAUCUUAGCUGUUUCCCCCGUGGACUUGAACUUACCCCUGGACUGAGAUCUUCCUCAGAAGCUGCUACCGAUUGGACCUCAUGUUCCUAUGCUUCUAUCCCACUCAGGGCUGUGGGGGAGUAGCCAUCCUCCCCGUGUUUGCCAAAAAGAAACCAAUUUCAUAUGUUUUCAUAUUAAAUACUAUUUCAAGUAUGGAGUGUUUGCCUUUCACUCGAGAACCAACAUUCUAAGUCGGGGAUAUUUGUUCAGAAACCUCUGGUUUAUGGAAGAAGGGAAGAACUCAUUCAUUCAUUCUAGAA
Talpa occidentalis (Iberian mole) is the source of this 1523-nucleotide messenger RNA. RefSeq names its product BCL2 like 12 (gene BCL2L12). The record is from RefSeq and is a predicted model, not a curated record. The transcript has 6 exons. Gene Ontology annotation, biological process: regulation of apoptotic process. The coding region runs from base 506 to 1270 and encodes 254 amino acids. Lineage: Eukaryota; Metazoa; Chordata; Mammalia; Eulipotyphla; Talpidae.